This is a messenger RNA of Sinocyclocheilus anshuiensis, 2105 nucleotides long. RefSeq names its product aldolase C, fructose-bisphosphate, b (gene aldocb). Gene Ontology annotation, biological process: glycolytic process. The record is from RefSeq and is a predicted model, not a curated record. The transcript is spliced from 9 exons. Bases 120 to 1211 code for a protein of 363 amino acids. Gene Ontology annotation, molecular function: fructose-bisphosphate aldolase activity. Lineage: Eukaryota; Metazoa; Chordata; Actinopteri; Cypriniformes; Cyprinidae.
CCUAGGUGGGUUGGUUUUUCUAAGCGGUCACGUUGCGUUGCGGCAUUGAAACAGGAGGCUGUCGACAGUAGGGCAUCUUUUGCAUCACUCUUCUAAACAGGUUGCUUUGAACCGCAGACAUGACGCACCAGUACCCCGCACUCACAGCUGAGCAGAAGAAGGAGCUCCAGGACAUCGCUCAGCGUAUCGUAGCUCCUGGGAAGGGCAUCCUCGCUGCAGAUGAGUCCACAGGUAGUAUGGCAAAGCGCCUGAACCCCAUUGGCGUCGAGAACAGAGAGGAAAACCGCCGUCUGUACCGCCAGAUCCUUUUCACUGCUGACGAGCGCAUAGACAAGUGCAUUGGUGGUGUCAUCUUCUUCCACGAGACCCUUUACCAGAAAGCUGAUGAUGGCACACCCUUUGCCAAAAUGAUCAAGGACAGGGGCAUUGUUGUGGGAAUCAAGGUUGACAAAGGUGUCGUCCCUCUGGCAGGAACAAAUGGAGAGACCACCACACAGGGGCUUGAUGGCCUGUCAGAACGCUGUGCUCAGUAUAAGAAAGACGGUGCUGACUUUGCCAAGUGGAGGUCUGUGCUGAAGAUCAGCGAGACCACUCCUUCAGAGUUAGCCAUCAUGGAGAACGCUAACGUCCUGGCUCGCUACGCCAGCAUCUGCCAGCAGAAUGGGAUUGUGCCCAUUGUUGAGCCAGAGAUUCUACCUGAUGGUGACCACGACUUGAAACGCUGCCAGUAUGUUACAGAGAAGGUCCUUGCUGCCUGCUACAAGGCCCUGUCUGACCAUCACGUCUAUCUGGAGGGAACUCUUCUGAAACCCAACAUGGUGACAGCUGGACACUCCUGCCCCACCAAAUUCUCCAAUGAGGAAAUUGCCAUGGCUACAGUGACAGCCUUGCGCCGUACCGUUCCCCCCGCAGUAACCGGUGUGACAUUCCUCUCUGGAGGUCAGAGUGAGGAGGAGGCGUCUAUCAACUUGAACGCCAUCAACAACUGCCCUCUGACAAAACCCUGGGCCCUCACCUUCUCCUAUGGACGUGCCCUGCAGGCCUCAGCCCUCAACGCCUGGCGCGGAGUCAAGGAAAAUGAGAAGGCCGCCACAGAGGAGUUCAUCAAGCGUGCUAAGGUUAAUGGAUUGGCUGCUCAAGGCAAGUACGUCUCCUCUGGAACCGGUGGAUCAGCGGGACAGUCCCUGUACGUGGCCAAUCAUGCCUACUGAACAUCCUGUAUCCCUUCGUUCCAGCUUCCGCCAGCCAAUAGUAUAGUGCACAGCUGCUACCCUUCCUGUCACCAACCAAUCACAGGCCUAUGCUGUCUUCUGUACUUUAGGGUUGUCAUUGCAGUGUCUCAUGUAUCUAUUUAAAAUGUAUUAAACUUUAAGAAUGGAGAGGAGAAAUAGAAAGGUACGCAGGAGAUUGUUUUAUUUUUUGAAAUAUUCAAAGCGUGGUUUCAUGCUACAAACAAGAAAACAGUAUUUUUUUGUGGCCCGUUUUAAAUGGAUGUAUAUGUAUAUCAGCCGUUCUGUUUUUAUCAUUCCAACAUAAGUCAUUCCAAUUCAGGCACCAGCCACUCAAGUUGACUUGUCACAUUCCUUGCAGUGCAGUAUGACCUCAUGAUGAUGUGUGGAUGAUGUGAAUACUAAGUUCAGAUCGGUGUAUGCCAGCAGGGGCGGUUUAUUAUAAUAGGGAAUGAAACCGAGUAAUAUAUUAUUGCUAGUUAUGAUUAACUCCACCAGACUCCGAGGAAUAUUAUUUUGUGUUGUGUUCACAUAUAAUAUUAAUGCAUUGUCUAGGCUGUGUGAUUACUGUCCAAGAAAUUUAAUAUAAAAUACUAACAAUAUUAGUUUGAAAAGGACCAUUAUUUUGAAAUUGUGUUGUGUUGUGUGCUUGAGUGUAUCAUGCUCUCCCUCUCCUCCCUGUAUUUGUGACACAGUGCUACAUGAAUAAUAACUAAUAUUGGUUGUAAACGGCGGAGCAGACCAAACUGGAGCUUUUGGGGAGGGGAGCACUCACCGCUCUGUUGACAAAAUGUGAUCUUGUGAUUUGAUGUUGUUCUCUAAGCACUUCGUGUGUCAGAUGGUAAAAACUAAAAUAAAAUACUGUAAAAUGCCAGA